CUCCAGCCCAGAUCCAGCAGAUCCAGCAGACGCACCAGACCCAGCACCAUGGAGCAAGUAACGGCCCUGCUCAAGCACUUGAUGCAAAUCGAGUCCACCACCGGCAACGAAGGCCCCGUGGCUGUGGCUCUUGGCCAGUAUCUGCAGCAGCGCGGGUGGACGGUUGAGCUCCAGCCGGUCGACGCUGAUGGCAAGCGACGCAACGUCUAUGCCCAUCGUGGAGACUCCCGCAGCAAGCCGGUGGUGCUGCUGAACUCCCAUAUCGACACGGUUCCGCCCUACAUCCCCUUCUCCGAAGACUCGGACAAAAUCUAUGGACGGGGCUCCUGCGACGCCAAGGGCUCGAUUGCCUCGCAGGUGGUGGCGGUCAGCCAGUUGAUCGAGGAAGGCAAGCUCGCCGACGGCGAUGUCGCACUGCUCUAUGUCGUUGGGGAGGAAACCGACCAUGCCGGCAUGAUCAAGGCCAACGAGCUCGGUCUCGAUGCCCGCUUCCUCAUUGUGGGAGAGCCCACCGAGAGCUGUCUUGCCAACGGCCACAAGGGCAUCAUCAAAGCGACGGUUGUCUGCAAGGGCAAGGCCGGCCAUUCGGGCUAUCCCGAGCGAGGCGCCUCGGCCAUUGAGGCCCUCGUCAAGAUCCUCCACGAUCUCCAGAGCAACACCUGGCCCGUGGACGAGCGCCUGGGCCCCACAACCAUCAACCUGGGAAUCGUGUCCGGCGGCGUCGCUGCGAACGUCAUUCCAGAGCAUGCCGAAGCACAAAUCUCUGUGCGUGUCUCGGCCCAGCUGCAGCAGAUCGUCGAGCGGAUCCGCCACGGCGUGCAGAGCCACCAAGUUGCCGGUGUCGAUGCAUCGGUGCACUUUGGUGGUGUUCUGGAGCCGGUGAGAUGCGAAACGGUCGAGCUGACCGGUGUCGACACUUUUACGGCCGCGUACUUUACAGACAUCCCCUUCCUGAAAGGAAACCACCUUCCCCUCCUCAUCGGCCCAGGCUCCAUCAAAGUGGCCCACUCUGUCGACGAGCAUGUCGAGAAGAAAGACCUGGUUCAACUUGUUGACAUCUACAAGGAGCUGAUUCUCAAGCUCGUUGCCCGCGCCAAGCAGUAGCGCAGCGGUGCCUUGGUUGUCACGGCCGAGUGCAACAGGGCAUUGGUCUGCCUGACUCCCAUCUGGAUGCGAAUUAUUACAGUGCAGUUAUUCCGUCGUCACUACCACUUCGCUGCCCACAAAUGGCUCCAUCCAUUGCGGUAUGGCUGCCUCCUGCAACGGUCAAGCUGCUGGCGCCGGUCUGUGGCCAACACACUUUGUACAUAGUAAAGCAGGAUGCAAGUGAACCUUGACAGGACGCGCAUGCUGGCUCCAUACUUUGCAUCAUUCGGUGUGCCUCCUUCGUUGCCGUGGCAUCGCAAUGCAAUGCUAUGUGUUGCCGAUCCGUGCUCCUGCAUCGGCGGCACGCAUGCUCCGGGCAUGUGUCGCUCGGGGGCGACUGCAAGC
Messenger RNA from Polychytrium aggregatum, 1491 nucleotides. RefSeq lists its product as uncharacterized. Bases 49 to 1104 code for a protein of 351 amino acids. NCBI's taxonomy places the organism in Eukaryota, Fungi, Chytridiomycota, Chytridiomycetes, Polychytriales. Gene Ontology annotation, molecular function: hydrolase activity. The transcript is spliced from 4 exons. The record is from RefSeq and is a predicted model, not a curated record.